AUGGAUUCUCUUCUCAGAACCUUCAGAAGGAAGAAGACCUGUGGACACUUUGACUGUAAGCCCAGUGAAACUGAUUUCAAACUGCAGCCUUCAAGAACAAACAAGCCUCUCACAAAGGAUCUCCUUCAUUCCUCUCCAGAAAAGAAGAAACAUAAGAAGUGCCUGGUGCAGAGCCCCAAUUCCUAUUUCAUGGAUGUGAAAUGCCCCAAAUGCUAUAAAAUCACCUCUGUAUUUAGCCAUGCACAAACAUUUUUGUGUGUUGGCUGCUCUACUAUCCUUUGCCAGCUUACAGAAGGAAAAGCAAGGCUUACAGAAGGAUGCUCCUUCAGACAGAAGCAGCACUAA
Messenger RNA from Hippopotamus amphibius kiboko, 345 nucleotides. RefSeq names its product 40S ribosomal protein S27-like. The record is from RefSeq and is a predicted model, not a curated record. NCBI's taxonomy places the organism in Eukaryota, Metazoa, Chordata, Mammalia, Artiodactyla, Hippopotamidae. The coding region runs from base 1 to 345 and encodes 114 amino acids. Gene Ontology annotation, biological process: ribosomal small subunit assembly; translation. The transcript has 2 exons. Gene Ontology annotation, cellular component: cytosolic small ribosomal subunit; ribosome. Gene Ontology annotation, molecular function: structural constituent of ribosome; RNA binding.